GAUCAUACUUCACUUUCAGAAUAUAUUUUUGUUAACUGGCGACUCGUGUCAAUCCCAAGAACUACAAUAUUCAAUUUAUUUAUACGCACAUUUUUUCAUGCAGAUCCAUUGCAAAGAUUGUUCGGUGUACCAGAGAACAAACCAUUCAUUUAUUAGACUAUUUGUAGAACGUCGGACGAAUCCGCCACAUUUAACCGCCGAAACUCAGUUCAAAUAAGGUGACUUGUUUUUAUCAUUUUCUAACCGCGAUGUUACCUUUCCCAGCAUCAGAUGCUUAUAUGAUAUGGACUGAUAUGGGAGACAUAUCGUGCUGGAAGGAGCACGCAGCUGCCAUUGUCGGAGGUACUCUAUUGGUUGCCGCUGCUCCUGUCGUCCUUACCGCGGCAGGAUUCACCACUGGAGGAGUUGCCGCGGGCUCAAUUGCUGCCGGCAUCCAGUCUACAGUAUAUGGAGGUGCUGUGGGCUCCACAAGCCUUUUUGCCGUGCUUCAGAGCGCAGGAGCUGCCGGUUUAGGCGCCAGUGCAAAAAGUGCUCUUUUUGCAGGUGGUGCAGCAAUGGCUACUUGGAUUCAGAACAAGCUAGCUCCGUGUCUUAACGAUGGACCAAAUUGUUCAUCAGACAAACAAUAAUUCCUAUCGGAAUGGACUGUUUUCUGGCAUAAGGAUAGACUUUCACUUUAGACUGUCACUUUAUUACGUUGUAUCCCUAUCUACAUUUAGUAACUGAGAAGGAAAAAACUAGUUGUAACACUGAGAACCAUUUCUGGUUUUGAAGAUACAGUCUCCACUGCAAUUUGUUGAGAUAUUCGGUGUCCUAUCGUUCAUUUAAAGUUAAAUCAGCUAAGCGUAUAGGUACCAUGCAGAAGAACGUUUCUCCCGUAUACACCUUUUUCUAAAGGUAGAAGUUGUAAAUAAGUGAGUGGUCCAGAGUUAACUUCGUUUUCAACGCUUAUGUUAUAUAACUUAGAACUCUAACAACAUUUUUGUUCCAUUUAAUCAUAUAUUCUUGAUUGCAAUAUUGUGAGUUUUGUGUUUUAUAGCAAAUCUGCACACUAUAACGUAGCUAGUCGGUCUGUAAAUCUGUACAAUACAUAUGGGUUGUAUAUUAGGGAACAAGAAAGGUAUCUCUGUUUUGUUGUUGUCUGUUGACAGGCAUGAAAACGAUUAAACACCAAUUAUACAAUUAACUAGAUUUUGUUC
Molecule: messenger RNA, 1199 nt
Organism: Orbicella faveolata
Lineage: Eukaryota; Metazoa; Cnidaria; Anthozoa; Scleractinia; Merulinidae
Product: interferon alpha-inducible protein 27-like protein 2A
Source: RefSeq, a predicted model, not a curated record